GACGAGUGUAACCAGAUGUUGGGCGCGUGCAGUCACUCGUGUAUCAACGUCCCGGGCAGCUAUCGGUGCACGUGUCCGCCGGGGCUGCGGCUGCUGCCCAACGGAAAGUGCACCGACAUUGACGAGUGCGCGGCCAAGAUGCACAACUGCCACUACGACGAACAGUGCGUCAACACAGUCGGCUCGUUCAAGUGCGUGCGGCCCUGCCAGCGCGGCUUCAAGCUGACCGGCACCGGCGAAUGUGUCGACAUUGACGAGUGCGCCAAGAUGAUCGACCGGUGUCACUUCACCCAGGAGUGUCGCAACCUGCAGGGCUCCUACCGGUGCAUCUGUCCGCCCGGUUUCCGCUCGGACGGACCCGGAUUCCCCUGCACAGAUAUAAACGAGUGUGACAUAGCGGGCACGUGCCAGCACAACUGUACCAAUCUGGACGGCGGGUUCAUCUGCUCCUGUCCGUCCGGCUACCGGCUCAACCCCAACAAACGCACCUGUGACGACAUCGACGAGUGUUCGGAGAACGGCGUGACGUGUGCCGCCGACCACACGUGCUUCAACAAGCGGGGCUCCUACAGCUGCGCCGACGUCAGCUGUCCGGCCGGCUACGUGCGAGACCCGGGCACCAGCCUGUGCCUGAAGCGGUGCCGGCAGCGCUCCGAGUGUAUCCCGGGCACCUGGUACUCAGGCUCACUGUCCCACAAGCUGCUGGCGCUGCCGGCCGGCGUCGGCGCCGGACAGGACGUGGUCGAACUGCGCGUCAGCGACCUCACCAACCCCGGACGGCACGUCCAGAGGACCUUCUUCAGCGCUCCCCGCCUGUGCCCACGUCUCUCCGUGUACCUGGUGCCUGUACGGCGGCGGAGGCGGGCAGCCGUCCUCACUGCGCCCCUCUACUGGUCCGGCCCGGCCGGCGGGCCCGCCGCGUCUCUGUACCACCCGGCGCCGGCAGCACUCACCCUGCCCCUGUUCCGCCCCGUCGCGGCGCCUCCCGCUGCCGGUGGACUGACCGCGCCCCCGCACCGUCCUCGGCCGGCCGGGCGCACCACGCCCCUCUAUAGACCGGGCCCUCGGCGCUCGGCUGAGCUCACGGCCCCAGCUCUGCCCGUGGAAGGGCAGCCGUGGUCGCGCUCUCCGUUAACUGCGCGGCCGUGGUCCGACAGGCUGGCGCAGCGCUCGGGAGGGGCGCCGUUCGGGGUGCGCCGGAAAAACGGCAGAGGGGUGCUGUACACAACCCGGCCGCUGCCGGCCGGAGCCGAGUACAGGCUGGAGAUCGACGGUUUCACCUACAGUCAGGAGGUGCGCGGCUGGCAGGAGACGUCCAAGUUCGUGGUAUCUGUGGCCGUCUCCAUGUACCCGUACUGAGGGACUGGGAGCCGCCCUGACGGGGCCGCGCCAGACGGCUCUGCUGUGGGAGCCCGCCGCAGCCCGGACCUCGAGUCGGGAGAUACACCACCGAGGGAUACUCGGCGGGAACGAUGUGCCAAAACGCGCUUCGAGCUUAUCUAAGUGCCUUUUAGAGUUUUUAGACGUGUAAGGUGAUUGUGAAAUGUGCUGCCACCUCGUGGUCAAUGGGAUCUGAAUAUGUGGAUAUUCGGAUGUCUUCUCUUGUCUUUUGACGAGUACUUAUUUAAGUGGGGUUUAUCGAUCGAGCAAGCAUAGCAGCUUCUGUGACGUGGUUUUCGCUGAAACUGUUCUCUUCAUACGUUUGUUAGCUAAAAGCUACUCAUAUUUGAUGUCAUUGCAUUAUAUAUUUGUAAAGUUU
Amphibalanus amphitrite is the source of this 1759-nucleotide messenger RNA. RefSeq names its product fibulin-5-like. The transcript has 8 exons. Bases 16 to 1359 code for a protein of 447 amino acids. NCBI's taxonomy places the organism in Eukaryota, Metazoa, Arthropoda, Thecostraca, Balanomorpha, Balanidae. The record is from RefSeq and is a predicted model, not a curated record. Gene Ontology annotation, molecular function: calcium ion binding.